AUGGAGGAAAUCGAGAAUUCUUCAACGCCACAAUCUAUGGAUCGAGAAGUUGAUUCGAUAGAUCCAUCGUCUAAUUCGCAAUCUAUAGUUAAUUCUUCUCAUAGAAAUUUAGCGAUCGAGAGAUCAAGAUCGUCAUUUCUAAAUGAGCAUCAAACUUCAGUUUCUCAACCUCUACCUUCUCCUAUUUCAGAUCUUAGAGCUUCACCUCAAAUCGAGGCUUCUCAACCCCUAACUUCAGCAAGAGAGCAUUCAGGUUAUAGAUCGUCGGCUCCUGUUGAUAGAUCUGGAGAUGUUCCUGAAUCUUCUCAUCCUUCACUUAGAACAAAAAGAAGAGAAGAUGAUCCAUCUUCAAUUGCUGAUUUAGAACCUUCACCUUCAGAAGGAGGAGCUGAUGAGUCAACAGCUGAAAUCACUCAGCCGGUACAGGAGUUGAUCAAUAACUUGAAGGAUCUCCACAAAGAAUUAUGUUCUACAAAGGGGGUCAGCUGGUUUGUUGGCGGAGGAUUUAAAUUCAGCAAAGAUGCUCUAAAAGUAUUCAAAUCCAAGUUCACUCCACAUAAAAAGAAGAGACCUAACUGGAUGACACGCAAUUCGUAUAGAGGAUUCAAAGAACAAAUGCGGAAGUUUAGAUUUAAGAAACCGCCGCCUGUUUAUAAUUCAACAUACAGGCAUGAUCAACAUGAGUUCGUACACAAGGAUUUCAAAAGACAUGAUCCUGAUAUUGUAUCCAUAGUGUUGAAUCGGAGGACUGUUUGUAAAAACAAAGAACCUUCAUCCCCAGAGAUCAGUUCUGGAGGUCCUCUGUUACAGUCCGAUGACUCCCUCUAUUCAGACGACUCACUCUCUUCUUCGUCACCAUUUCAAGCGCAUCAUUCUUCAGCAGGUCAAGCAGCUAGUGGAGUGUUAGAGUCUGGUGAUGAUAGUACUAAGCUGGAAUUCCUUGAAGGGUUUCAUUCGUAUCUUCGCGGAGAAGAAGAUGAAGGUGUCACAGUCGAAAAUGGUUUUUUAUUCACAGUUCGCGCAUAUGAGAGAUUCAAGUCGCUCAUCCGUCUUCCUCCUGGCGGCGAGAAACCGAGGUGGUUGAGUAUCACUGAAGAGAGUCAAUUUUUUGAUUUAAUGCGGAAUUUCAAGCGGCUUAUGAACUUAAGCCUUGUUGAUGGAAGGUUUUUGUCUUGUGGAGACAUUGAAACAAACAUUUAGAAAUGUGUAAUGAGCAAUUGGGAUCAGUACCACCGUAAUCCAGCAGAGAUUAUGUGUCCAUGUUAUCUUGAUGCUUAUGUUUAUUUCAAGAUCGGUAAACAUCUCGUACGGUUAAGUCGGGGUGUAUGGUUUCAAAAUUUGUGAAAGUCGAUGAGCAUAUAUUUUCGCACGAGGACUUCACUAAGGAGAAUCCCAAUCUUAGGGCUAUUGUGCUGAACCGAGAGGGCGGUCCAGGUC
Molecule: messenger RNA, 1437 nt
Organism: Papaver somniferum (opium poppy)
Lineage: Eukaryota; Viridiplantae; Streptophyta; Magnoliopsida; Ranunculales; Papaveraceae
Exons: 4
Coding region: 1-1200 (399 amino acids)
Source: RefSeq, a predicted model, not a curated record